This is a messenger RNA of Lampris incognitus (smalleye Pacific opah), 3319 nucleotides long. Its product is annotated as STKc_SGK domain-containing protein. The transcript is spliced from 13 exons. Gene Ontology annotation, biological process: protein phosphorylation. NCBI's taxonomy places the organism in Eukaryota, Metazoa, Chordata, Actinopteri, Lampriformes, Lampridae. The coding region runs from base 118 to 1404 and encodes 428 amino acids. The record is from RefSeq and is a predicted model, not a curated record. Gene Ontology annotation, molecular function: protein serine/threonine kinase activity; ATP binding; phosphatidylinositol binding.
UUUCCGGAACGGUUCAUCAGCAGCCUCCUCAUCAGGGAUUUGACUUUUUCCUUAAGAGAUUUUGUGUUUUUGUUUUUUUUUCCUCGUUCAAAGCGCAUUUAGUUUGUUUCGCUAAACAUGGCCGUCACCGAGGCUGGAUGCGACCUGACUUACUGCAAGAUGAGAGGGAUCGUUUCGGUUCUCACCGCUUUCAUUAAGGAGAGAAAAAUGGGACUGAACGAUUUCAUUCAGAGGCUGGUGUCAACCCCGCAUAUCUGCCAACACACUGAAGUUAACAACUUCUUGAAAGUUGAUGAGAAUCAGAACGAGGAGGUGGAAGAUGAGCAACUCAGUGACAGUCCGAUGUGCCUAAACUCAAGGAGCUCACUGGCAGAGGACACUCAGAUUAAACCUUCCGAUUUUGACUAUCUCAAAGUCAUUGGCAAAGGCAGCUUUGGCAAGGUUCUGCUGGCCAGGCACAAGGAGACCACCAAGUACUAUGCCGUCAAAGUCCUGCAGAAGAAGAUCAUCUUGAAGAAGAAAGAGCAAAAGCAUAUCAUGGCUGAACGAAGUGUGCUGAUGAAGAAUAUCAAACAUCCAUUCCUGGUGGGGCUUCAUUACUCCUUCCAGACUACUGACAAACUCUACUUUGUUCUUGACUAUGUGAAUGGUGGAGAGCUCUUCUACCAUCUCCAGAGGGAGAGGAUCUUCCUGGAGCCAAGAGCGAGGUUCUAUGCUGCUGAAAUUGCCAGUGCACUUGGCUACCUCCAUUCUCUGCAUAUCGUUUACAGGGACCUCAAGCCAGAGAACAUACUUCUGGACUCACAGGGCCACAUUGUUCUGACAGACUUCGGCCUCUGCAAAGAGGGCCUGGAACCCAAUGGGACCACAACAACUUUUUGCGGGACCCCUGAGUACCUGGCCCCUGAGGUUCUGCAGAAGCAGGCGUAUGACCGCACUGUUGACUGGUGGUGUUUGGGAUCUGUGCUCUAUGAAAUGCUCUAUGGACUGCCUCCUUUCUACAGCCGCAAUACAGCCGAGAUGUACAACAACAUUCUUCACAAGUCUCCUGUGCUCAAGCCUAACGUGUCAAACUCAGGCCGGGAACUACUGGAAGGGCUCCUGCAGAAGGACCAUACCAAGAGGCUGGGGGUGAAAGAUGAUUUUCUGGAGCUCAAGCACCAUUCCUUUUUCUCCCCCAUCAACUGGGAUGACCUGAUGGCCAGGAAGAUCAUACCUCCAUUUGUCCCCUCAGUGAGUGGCCCCACAGACCUACGACACUUUGACCCCGAGUUCACCCACCUGCCUGUGAGCUCCUCCCUUUGCAAUACAGAGGCCCUGACUGUGACCAGUAGCAUCAAGGAGGCAGCUGGAGCCUUUCCAGGUUUCUCAUAUGGGCCCCCCACCGGCCACUCCUUCAUGUGAAUCCCUCCAUCUCUUGUCCUCCUCGCAUCCACAGAACGCAGGAGAAAUGAAGAAAAUGCUGUGGAGCCAGAGAGAUGCAGCGUCAGCGCAAUGUGAGGACCUCAAAGGAGCCACCCAUUUGUGGGACAUUACAUGGUCUCCUAAAAGGACUUCUAGUCACUGACAUCACAGACCUGAAUACAGACUGAGCUUGAGGGAACAUGAAGGUUGUGGGGUUUGGGACUUUUGACUUUCCUGCGCCAACUCUUCCACCUCAAUCCCCCCCCCCCCCCCCCCCGAAAGAAUGUGCCAAGCUUGGAAAUGGGGAUGCACUUUCAUGCUCCAUGGACAUUGUUUUGUAACGGUUAUGGGUCUCAUAACUCAUUAGAAAAGUAACAUGAAGAGAAGUGCCUGCAGUUCUAAUGGCAGUUUUGACCAUAUCAACAAAGCUUGGCAAGAGCCAGCUGUAUUAACACAUUGGUCUGUCACUUUUUCAUUGGACUUCUGUCUCGGACUCUAGUCCUAGUAAGCAAUGCCAUCAUGGUGUGUCUGCAUUUGUUGAAGAUUUUACUUCUCAGAGAUCACAGAUGCAUUUGCUGUUUGUUUUUUUUUCUUCGUUUAUAUGCUUAAUUAAACUUGUUUCCACAAGGGUUAAGUAAGUAAAAAAAAAUAACCUGCUCAAGUAUCAAUUGCUACUGUAACUUUUAGCAAGCUGCAUAUCUUUUCAACUCUAAAUUACAGCUUAUUUUUGGGAAAAAAUCGAUAUUCUUUUUUUCAGUUAAUUAAGAUUUAGGCUAGAGGACUAGCUACACUUGGACCAAACAAUUAUACUUCUCAUUAAACUUGAACAUGACCAAAUUUUCCCCACAAACUGCAAUAUGAAUUUCUACUGUAAAGAAAAUGAGUUAUUAUAUUUUAUUUUAAAACCAAGUGUGUUUCCAUGCUCUAAUGACAUCUUUUCACUCCAAGUCCUAGAUAUGUAGUGCUCUAUAUGUCUCAUAUUAUUCAUGCACCUGUUGACCCUGUAAGUGAAUGUCUUUUCUUUCUCUUUCAAUUCCUUCUUGUUUGCUACCAAUGACUGUGUUGACCUACACAUAUCUGCCGUUUGCAGACUUACUGAAAAACUUCUUAAAAUGGAGACAACACAACAGACGGUUCAACCAGCAAUAAUGGACCUGCAGUAACGAUAGCACAUAAUAUAAUGAUUGCUUUUACUUCUUUAAACCGACAGUGAUUUCUGUUUUAUGGCAGACAUGUCAGAGAACUAACUAGAAUCUGUUGUACUUGUUUUAUAGUAAGCGUCAUGUACAGAUACCGAAAUUGUAGACAAUAGAAAAAGAGCUGAGAAUGUCUUGUGCCUGUCCAAGGCGGCCUGGUCCAUGAAUUUGUACAUAUCUUUUCCCUGUUAACUAUAUGGUCCCUAUUUUUGACAAAGCAAAAGUGUGUAUCGGUAACUUGACAAGGAACCACCAGGUUGAGCAGGCAUUUAUUUAACAUGCACCUCCUGUAAAAGUGUUUCAGCCAAUAUGGUUCUUGAAGGUGCAAUAUCAUGUUGUCUUGGGGUGAACAAUAGUCAUCUGAAUGCUUUUCAACUAGGUGUAAAUUGUAAUUUAUGAUCUACUGUAACACUGAAUAAAUUAUUCUGAGGGGAUUUUCAGUCAACAACUAAAGAAAACACAUUAGAGACUGAUGAUGUUUAGGUUUGCCCCAUGUCAAGUAGAGGCAUAUUAUGAGUAUAUUUUCAAGCCUGCCGAGUACAUAAAUGAGGCACGUUUUAGACUAUUUUCUUCCACAUUUGGAAGCUUUACUUAUGUUUAUAUAUAUAUAUAUAUAUAUAUAUUCCAUUUAUAUUUAUUCACAUGCCAUAACGUAUGUUAUAAUAAUGUAUAAAGAUGAAAAUGUCUUUAAAUGGAAUAAACAAAAUAUCAAAUUGUAA